Hevea brasiliensis (rubber tree) is the source of this 1349-nucleotide messenger RNA. RefSeq names its product pterin-4-alpha-carbinolamine dehydratase 2, mitochondrial. The record is from RefSeq and is a predicted model, not a curated record. Gene Ontology annotation, cellular component: mitochondrion. Gene Ontology annotation, molecular function: 4-alpha-hydroxytetrahydrobiopterin dehydratase activity. Gene Ontology annotation, biological process: tetrahydrobiopterin biosynthetic process. Bases 259 to 582 code for a protein of 107 amino acids. The transcript is spliced from 2 exons. NCBI's taxonomy places the organism in Eukaryota, Viridiplantae, Streptophyta, Magnoliopsida, Malpighiales, Euphorbiaceae.
UCGGGGCACACGAUAACCCCUCGCCCCAUGGUAUACAUAGUGGCCGAGUGGAUGCGCUUGUACAAAACCCAAAUGGAAACCGCUUUUCAGGCCAGGUGACUCACCAGAGCUCGUCGAUCAACCGAUGACUCGGUUCUUUUUCUGCGACCUCUACUCUUUCUGUCUCUCCUCUCUCCAGACCUCAAGUAGUAACUAGUUUUAUCAUAGAACACAUUGCGUGUGGGGCAGUUCAUUCUUGUUGUCUGAUGCUGUUUUGUCAUGAUGUUAGAUUUGGCUGCAAAGAAGUGUGUAUCAUGCAGCUCGAAGGAUAUGCAGCCUAUGACAGAAGAAAAUGCAACUGAAAUGAAGCCAAAGGUUGCUGGGUGGAAUUUGGUGAAUGAAGAUGGUAAACUGAAGCUGAAUCGAUCAUGGAAAGUAAAGAGUUUCACCAAAGGAUUGGAGUUAUUUCAGCUAGUAGGGAAUGUUGCUGAAACAGAAGGUAUUUAUCCCUCGUUUAUGCUUGGCAAUGGUGCAUUUCUACUUUGGUCAAUGCAGGUCAUCACCGGAUCUUCAUCUUGUUGGAUGGAACAAUGUGAAAAAUGAGAUAUGGACUCAUGCGGCUGGUAAGAGCUUCUUGCUAAUCACAUGAAUCAUGUAGGAGGUUAAUUUAAGACCUAGUCCAGCCUCCUUUCCUUCUCAUUAUCUAAGCCAAGUCUCUAAGAACAUUUUCCUUCUUGCCUUGUUUUACUUUAUUCAAGCUUUGUCCCUUUUUUCAUUCUCAAUGAAAUAAGUCAAGGGCAUUAAAUAUGAAAAAAUUGUGUUGCCAAGCAUGUAACCUUCCAGUUUGAAGGAACUAAUGAUGGGCAUUAAACUUUCAAAGAUCUAGGAAGAGAUCUUUUGAGCCUCAAUGUCAGGGGUGGAUCUUCACCUGUUCAUCUUCCCUGCCGUCCCCCACCUUCCUGCUUCGGGGGUGGCUUCAUAUUUGACAAAGGUGGACAUUUCUCGUAUGACCACCGGCGAUGUUAAGCUUUUAAUGCCAAACCUUAUAUUUUUAGUUGAUCCAUAAAUUUCUUUUUAUGCAGAGAUGGUUUUAAAUAACUUUUUCUCUUUGUACUAUUUUCGUCUAUGCUAAGGUCCUCUAUCAUCAACCAGGAAAUUAUAAGUAGAGAGGGGAAGAAGCAGUGAAAAUCUUCAAGCUCGCACUCUAAUGAACUUUAAAAGAAGUAAUGAGAAAUCCUCUUUUGCAAAAAUCUUUCUCAGAAUCAGUAAUCCAUCAAACUGUUAAGACACUUACAGAAAUUAUUCUUGUCAUCACAUUCUACUCUUGAAAAGAACUUUUUGAUGAUAAAAUGCUUAAUUGUUUAGCUAGU